CUUUAAGUAAGUUAAAGAAUCACAUACGGAGGCACACUGAGGAAAGGCCAUACAAGUGUAAGUUCUGCGACAAAGCGUUCAGGGCAUCAAGCGAUCUAGUAAAACAUUCGAUAAUACACAAUAAGGACCAACAUCAUCACUGUCCUCAUUGUUCAUCAAGUUUCGCACGCUUAUCUAGCCUGAAGAUCCAUAUCCGCACUCACACCGGCGAAAGGCCAUACCAGUGUAAAGUCUGUGACAAAGCGUUCCAUUCGUUGAACAAUUUGGCACAACAUUCGAAAAUCCACAACAGGGACGAACACCAUCAAUGUCCUCAUUGUACUGUCACGUUUCCACGGUUAACCGUAUUAACGGAUCACAUUCGUACUCAUACCGGCGAAAAGCCGUUUGUAUGUAAAAUAUGUAACAAAGCGUUCCCUUCAUCAAACGCACUAUCGCAUCAUUUGAAAAUCCAUAAGGAUGAACAGCAUCAGUGUCCUUAUUGUUUAUCAAUGUUCGCAAAGGCAUCUGGCCUGAGGAAUCACAUUAGCACUCAUACCGGCGAAAGGGUAUUCCAGUGUAAAGUCUGUGACAAAGUGUUCACAUCAUCAAAGAAUUUGGCAGUACAUUCGAAAAUUCACAAUAAGGGCGAAAGGACAUACCAAUGUAAAAUAUGUGACAAAGCCUUCCAUUCAAAAUACACACUGUCACAACACUCGAAAAUUCAUAAUAAGGACCAACAGCAUCAGUGUCCUCAUUGUUCAGCAAUGUUCGCACAGACAUCUAGCCUAAGGAUUCAUAUCCGCACUCAUACCGGCGAAAAGCCAUACCAGUGUAAAGUAUGUGACAAAGCGUUCCAUUCGUUAAGCAAUCAUGCAAAACAUUCGAAAAUUCACAAGAAGGGUGAAACUCAUUAA
Messenger RNA from Anopheles cruzii, 896 nucleotides. Its product is annotated as zinc finger protein 678-like. NCBI's taxonomy places the organism in Eukaryota, Metazoa, Arthropoda, Insecta, Diptera, Culicidae. The annotation marks the transcript as partial. The record is from RefSeq and is a predicted model, not a curated record. The transcript has a single exon. Gene Ontology annotation, biological process: regulation of transcription by RNA polymerase II. Gene Ontology annotation, molecular function: DNA-binding transcription factor activity, RNA polymerase II-specific; RNA polymerase II cis-regulatory region sequence-specific DNA binding.